AUGUCUGGAGCCGGGGCCAAGAGAGGGGGCCUUUCAGGCUAUAAUUAUGGAGCCAUGUCAUCCCUUGUGCUUAUGGCCGAUAAGCGCUCCCUCCCAAGACGUGACCGCGAGCCCGACGGUGCACCUGAAUCACUCGUUGGGAAGAUUGACCCCAAGGAAAUGGGUUCUCGCAUUCAGAGAACUGCGCCAUCGGAUAUGGACAAAAAAAAGAAACGAGCUGCUGUCGAAGAUGCGGACCAUUCACAGAAGCGUAGAGCGCCCGUGGACAGUGUUGGCCACACUGACAUUAUCGAAGCAACGCAGUUCGUAGAAGGAAUCCUGUAUAGGCCUAGAACUGCGGAAACUCGAGAAGUGUACGAACUCUUUUUGUCUACAGUCCAUCGUAUCCUCGGUGAUCAGGCUCAGGAUGUUAUACGGAGCGCAGCAGAUGCGGUCCUACAAACUAUGAAGACCGACGUGAUGAAGGACUUUGACAAGAAGAAAGAAAUUGAAAACGUCCUCUUGGGGUCUAUCUCCAAUGAAAUAUUUGCUCAGCUUUUUUCUCUUGCGAAAAAGAUCACUGACUAUCCGACCGACGAAACAACUGUUGUGGACCCUGAUGCCGACAUCCAAGGGGCUGAAAUUGAUGACGACGUUGGAGUCGCUGUCGUUUUUGAAGAUGAUGAGGAGGCGGAAAACGACGACGACGAGGGGUAUGAAAUUCGCGAUGACUCGGAUGUCACCGAUGAAGAGGGAGAUAUUGGGGUGACGGACAAUGGAAUCGAUCAAGAGAAUGAAACAGCCCCAAUCGUCGUGGGCGAGGCUCGCAAGUCUCAACAAACGUCCGCCAAAGUGUCCAACACUGUGUCACCUCACGAAGUUGACGGGUUCUGGUUGCAACGGCUUAUUUCGACUGCAUACCCCGAUCCUGUCACCGCUACCGACAAGACUGCGUCUGCCCUCAAUAUCCUCUCAUCUGAAGCUAACCUGCGUGACUGCGAAAACGAGCUCAUGGAACUGUUUGAUUAUGACAAAUUUGACCUGGUGCGGAUCCUGACGAAGAACCGUGAUGUGAUUGUUUGGUGUACCAAGUUAUCCCGCAGUGAUGAAGGCGAACGUCUCAGCGUCGAGGUGGCAAUGCGCGAGAAAGGUGUUGGUUGGAUUUUGAAGCAGCUUUCCGGGGACCGCACCAAACAAUUUGGUGUUGGUGAGCAUGGCAUUGACAUAGAGCCGCAGAGUGGUCAGGCCUCGCUGCAUUCGAAUUUUCAAGCGCAGGCCAGUCAGCCCCGUCAAACUGUGGACUUGGACGGCAUGGCGUUCAGCCAAGGGGGUCGCUUGAUGUCGAAUAAGAAGGUUACCCUCCCUGAUGGCUCUUUCAAACGGUCCAAAAAAGGAUACGAAGAAAUUUACAUUCCUCCGCCAAAACCAAGUCCACUCAAUCCUAAUGACCUCGUCCCUAUCGAAAGUAUGCCUUCCUGGACAAGACUGGCAUUCAAGGGAGCCAGGACUCUGAAUCGAGUCCAGAGUAAACUGUACCCGAUCGCGUUUGGGUCCGACGACCCUAUUCUUUUGUGUGCACCAACAGGAGCUGGCAAGACCAAUGUAGCUAUGCUUACCAUCCUUCAUGAGCUCGGGAAAACUCGUGAAGAAUCCACUGAGGCCUUCGAUUUGACCCAGUUCAAAGUUGUCUACAUAGCCCCCAUGAAAGCCUUGGUUCAGGAAAUGGUAUUGAACUUCUCUCAAAGGCUAGAGUCCUUUGGUGUCCAAGUAGGGGAGCUCACCGGAGACAGUCAGAUGACAAAACAACAAAUAGCAAAUACUCAAAUCAUUGUGACAACUCCCGAGAAAUGGGAUGUUAUUACCCGGAAGAGCACUGACACAAGCUAUACCAACUUGGUGCGCCUCAUCAUUAUUGAUGAAAUUCACCUUUUGCACGAUGAGCGAGGACCCGUUCUCGAAAGUAUUGUGGCUCGCACGAUUCGCCGCAUGGAACAAACCCAGGAUUACGUUCGGCUCGUCGGACUGUCUGCUACAUUGCCGAACUACGAGGAUGUGGCCACCUUCCUUCGUGUGGAUCCAUCCAAGGGGCUUUUCUACUUUGAUGCGUCGUAUCGCCCAUGUGGUCUGGAACAGCAAUUCGUAGGCAUUACAGAGAAAAAGGCGAUCAAGAGAUAUCAGAUUGUCAAUGAGGUGUGCUACGAGAAGGUUUUGGAUCAGGCUGGCAAACAUCAAACCCUUGUCUUUGUCCAUUCCCGCAAAGAGACAGCCAAGACGGCAAGAUUUAUUCGAGAUAUGGCCCUCGAAAAAGAGACGAUCACCCAAUUUGUCAAAGCGGACUCGGCGACUCGAGAAAUUCUUCAAACAGAAUCGGAAGAUGCCAAAGAUCCUCAUCUGAAGGAUCUCCUUCCCUUCGGUUUUGCCAUACACCAUGCGGGUAUGACUCGCGAAGAUCGCAAGCUUGUUGAAGAUCUUUUCACGGAUGGUCAUGUGCAAGUCUUGGUUUGCACAGCGACCCUUGCUUGGGGUGUCAACCUCCCAGCCCACACCGUGAUUAUCAAAGGGACACAGAUUUACAACCCAGAAAAGGGUCGCUGGGUGGAACUUAGCCCUCAAGAUAUGCUUCAGAUGCUUGGCCGAGCUGGGCGUCCUCAGUACGAUACCACUGGAGAAGGCAUCAUCAUCACUAAUCAUGGUGAACUUCAGUACUACCUGAGUUUGAUGAAUCAGCAGCUCCCCAUCGAAUCUCAGUUCAUCUCUCGUCUCGCCGAUAAUUUGAAUGCUGAGGUUGUACUGGGUAACGUCCGUAACCGUGAGGAAGCCGUCCAGUGGUUGGGAUAUACUUAUCUUUACAUACGCAUGUUGCGUUCCCCUUCCCUCUAUGGCGUUGGUGUUGAUUAUCUGGAAGAUGAUCGGCUCCUGAUCCAAAAACGUUUGGACGUGAUUCACACGGCUGCAAGCCUAUUGGAGAAGGGCAACCUCAUCAAAUAUGACCGUAAACAUGGUUUUUUCCAGUCGACAGAGCUUGGCCGCAUAUCUUCCCAUUACUACGUGACUUACGCGUCCAUGUCUGUUUACAACCAGCAUCUUAAACCCUCGAUGACCAUGAUCGAGCUUUUCCGUGUGUUUGCAUUGUCCAACGAAUUCAGGUUGAUCCCGGUCCGCCAAGAUGAAAAGCUGGAACUGAGCAAGUUACUGGAACGAGUCCCGAUCCCGGUCAAGGAAAGCGUUGAUGAGCCUCCAGCUAAGAUCAAUGUCUUGCUCCAGGCCUACAUCUCCGGACUCAAGCUUGAAGGGUUCGCCCUCGUUGCUGAUAUGGUCUAUGUCCAGCAGUCGGCAGGACGUAUCCUUCGGGCCAUGUUUGAAAUAUGUCUAAAACGAGGAUGGGCUAUCCCAACCAGAGCAGCGCUAGAUAUGUGCAAAAUGGCCGAAAAAAAAAUGUGGGGAUCAAUGACGCCAUUAAGGCAGUUCCACGGCGUGCCUUGGGAUGUUAUUCGGAAAGCCGAGGGCAAACAAUUCCCAUGGUAUCGCUAUUUUGAUCUUCUGCCGCCAGAGAUUGGAGAAUUGAUUGGCAUCCCAAACGCAGGAAAACUGGUCCAUCGCCUUGUUCACAGCUUCCCCAAAUUAGAACUCCAGGCCCAUGUUCAGCCUAUCACACGUUCACUCCUGCGCAUAGACUUAACAAUCACACCCGACUUCCGGUGGGAUGAGAAGAUUCAUUCAAAGACGCAAGCGUUUUGGAUUCUGGUUGAAGAUGUAGAUGGGGAAAUUAUUCUGGUCCAUGACCAGCUCCUUCUUCGAAGCCAAUUUGCAGAAAAUGAACACAUCGUGACCUUUACAGUGCCUAUCCAUGAACCAGUCCCCCCAAACUACUACGUAUCCGUCGUGUCCAACCAAUGGUUACAUGCUGAAACAAGGUUGCCGAUCUCGUUCAAGCAUCUCAUUCUCCCGGAAAGGUUCCCAAAUCCUACACCCCUCUUGGAUCUUCAGGCCUUGCCGCUGUCCGCCCUCCACAAUUCAGAAUACGAAGCCCUCUAUUCCCACUCCAUUACUUCGUUCAACAAGAUCCAGACUCAGGUUUUCCAAGCCUUAUACAAUUCAGACGAGAACGUUUUCAUUGGUGCACCAACUGGCAGUGGAAAAACAAUAUGUGCAGAAUUCGCCCUCCUGCGGCUUUGGUGUAAGCCAGAGUUUCGCCGUGCAAUCUGCAUCGAACCCUAUCAAGAAAUGGUUAAUCAACGAGUGAAGGAUUGGCAGGCAAAGUUUGGAAGCUUGCAAGGCGGGAAAGUCAUUGUUGCUCUCACUGGAGAGACUAGCUCCGAUCUGCGUGUUCUAGAAAAACAAGUUCAUGUGGUCGUUUGCACUCCAUCACAGUGGGACUUGCUGUCAAGACGGUGGAAGCAACGCAAAAACGUUCAAAAUAUCGCAUUGGUGAUCGCCGAUGAAAUUCAGCUCAUAGGAGGAGAGAUUGGACCAGUGUAUGAGGUGGUGAUUUCGCGGACUCGGUAUGUUUCCGCCCAAACAGGGAACCCCACUCGAGUUGUUGCUUGUGGAGUGUCACUUGCAAAUGCUCGCGACUUGGGAGAAUGGAUGGCAGUCAGUGCCCAGAAUGUCUUCAACUUCGCACCAAGUGCAAGACCACUCCCCUUGCAAGUCCACGUGCAAAGCUUCGAUAUUCCACAUUUCCCAUCUCUCAUGAUCGCAAUGGCAAAACCUGCAUACCUUUCCAUCGUGGAGUAUGCCCCUGCUCUACCCACCAUCAUCUUCGUCCCUUCGCGUCGUCAGUGCCGUCCCACUGCCUCUGACAUAUGGACUUAUUGCGUCGCCGAUCAGAACGAGGACAGAUUCUUAAACAUUUCUCCAGACCAGCUCGCUCCUCAUCUGGCCCACAUUGCAGACUCGAGUCUGACCGAAUCGUUGAAACAUGGAAUAGCAUAUUAUCAUGAAGCAAUGGAUCCUCAGGAUAGUCGCAUAGUUGAAAGGCUGUUUCAAUCCGGUGCUGUGCAAGUGCUCGUUGCGUCCAGGGAAACCUCAUGGAGCCUCCCCCUGUAUUCGUACAUGGUGGUAAUAAUGGGAGUGCAAUUCUUCGAAGGGAAGGAACAUCGCUACGUGGAUUACCCUAUAACAGACAUUCUUCAAAUGAUGGGUCACGCGAGCCGUCCACUUGUUGACAACAGCAGCCGUUGUGUUCUUCUCUGCCAGCAGACUCGCAAAGAUUUCUUCAAAAAAUUCCUCAACGAGGGUCUCCCCAUCGAGUCUCACCUCCCAACUCACUACCUCCAUGAUUACUUCCUCUCAGAAAUCACAGUCAAAACAAUUGAGAACAAACAAGACGCCAUGGACAUCUUGACGUGGACGUACUUCUACCGGCGCAUGACUCAGAACCCCAAUUAUUACAAUCUCAAUUCCACAAGCCAUAGACAUCUGUCGGAUCAUUUGUCCGAGUUGGUUGAGAAUACACUCAAUGACCUCGUGGUCUCAAAGUGUAUCGCCAUUGAGGAUGAGAUGGAUGUUAGUGCGUUGAACUUGGGGAUGAUUGCGGCAUACUACAAUAUAUCCUACGUCACAGUGGAAGUCUUCAGCAUGUCCUUAAAGGAAAAGACAAAACUGAAGGGCAUUCUUGAGAUUGUUUCUUCUUCGGCAGAAUUCGAAUCUGUACCGAUCCGCCACCGCGAAGACGUGAUUCUGCGACGCAUCUACGACCGCGUUCCCGUCAAACUGGACAACCCGAGUUUCGACGCACCAUAUUUCAAAACAUUUCUCCUUUUGCAGGCGCAUUUUUCCCGUCUGCAGCUCCCACCUGAUUUAGCCGCUGAUCAAUCAGUAAUUCUCGGCAAAGUUUUGAAUUUACUUGCAGCAUGCGUUGAUGUGAUGUCUUCCAAUGCCUAUCUCAACGCACUGGGUGCAAUGGAUUUGUCUCAAAUGUGUGUUCAAGGACUUUGGGAAACCGAUUCGCCAUUGAAACAAAUACCUCACUUCGGUUCAGACACCAUUAAACGCUGCAACGAUGCUGGCAUUGAUACCGUUUACGACUUGAUGGAGAUGGAGGACGUUCAGAGAGAAGAAUUGCUACAAAUGGAGCACUCACAAAUGCGGGACGUCGCUGCGUUCGUCAAUUCAUACCCCAACCUGGACGUCUCCCACGAAUUACAACAACAAGAGGAAUACAAUUCGAAUACACCACUCGUCCUCAAUAUCACGCUUACCCGAGACGCGGACGAAAGCGACAGUGAUGAUGGUCAAUUGGUCGUCGCUCCAUUCUACCCAUCCAGAAAGAUGGUCAAUUGGUGGCUAGUUGUCGGCAACUCGGGCACGCGCCAACUCCUCUCCAUACGCAAGGUGACCCUACGCCGAGAACUCACAGUCAAGCUAGAGUUCACCCUUCCCAAGGGCCAACAUAAGUUGAAGCUCUAUGUCAUUUGCGAUUCAUACAUGGGAGCGGACCACGACAUCAGUCUCGACUCUAUCUCUGUUGUUGAAGGGGAAGAAAGCGAUGAAGAGAUGGAGUCGAGCGAUGAAGAAUAA
This is a messenger RNA of Cantharellus anzutake, 6501 nucleotides long. RefSeq names its product Sec63-domain-containing protein. NCBI's taxonomy places the organism in Eukaryota, Fungi, Basidiomycota, Agaricomycetes, Cantharellales, Hydnaceae. Bases 1 to 6501 code for a protein of 2166 amino acids. Gene Ontology annotation, molecular function: nucleic acid binding; ATP binding; ATP hydrolysis activity. The transcript is spliced from 20 exons. The record is from RefSeq and is a predicted model, not a curated record. Gene Ontology annotation, cellular component: nucleus.